Molecule: messenger RNA, 3230 nt
Organism: Esox lucius (northern pike)
Lineage: Eukaryota; Metazoa; Chordata; Actinopteri; Esociformes; Esocidae
Gene: glra2
Product: glycine receptor, alpha 2
Exons: 9
Coding region: 452-1813 (453 amino acids)
Biological process (GO): nervous system process; regulation of membrane potential; signal transduction
Cellular component (GO): synapse; plasma membrane; neuron projection
Molecular function (GO): chloride channel activity; transmembrane signaling receptor activity; transmitter-gated monoatomic ion channel activity
Source: RefSeq, a predicted model, not a curated record
CACUCGUCUCCCAUUUCAGCAGUGGAAGGAUUGCAAGCAAGGAAAGAUUCCGCUUCAGCACCACUAUACCUUUUAAAGAGUAUACAGUUUUUCUCCAGUGAGUCUUUGAAUGAAAGCGCGAAAACGCCUUAUUGAAGUCUCCAUAUUCCGCGCCUUGGAGAUAUUUUUCACCUCACGCCGUGUUUUACACAGGAUCAUUUUUGGUGGCAGUGACUCAGAAUUUAUGAUUCUUUAUACAUUAACAACAACAAUAUCGCACAUUGGAAUCAGUGUUUCUUCAAACUAAACUAUGAUCCUACGGACUGGAAUGCCACCUGCGUAUUCUCUGUGUGCCACGAGAACACCCAACUGCGCUUUGGUCAGAAAGAAAGCGAUAUUGCUGCUUGGAUUAUCUGUUUGACCAAUAUUCACAUAUGGAACAAAUAAAGUGAAAAAAUAAAAAUCAAGAGGAAUGAAUCGCCCCUUUAUAAAAGUCUUGACUGCUUUAUUUGCAUGUUUAAUGGAGACCAACAACAGCAGGGUAGUGAAUGCCAAGGAGCAUGAGUCCAGAUCAGGCUCUCCUACUAACUUGUCGCCGUCGGACUUUUUGGACUCAUUGAUGGGUAGAACAUCUGGUUAUGACGCACGAAUAAGACCAAACUUCAAAGGUCCCCCAGUUAAUGUUACCUGCAACAUAUUUAUCAACAGCUUUGGUUCUAUAGCAGAAACUACAAUGGAUUACAGAGUGAACAUCUUCCUGCGACAGAAAUGGAGAGACCCUCGGCUGGCGUACAGCAAAUACCCAGACUCCUCCCUGGACUUAGACCCGUCCAUGUUGGAUUCUAUCUGGAAACCUGACCUGUUCUUUGCCAAUGAGAAAGGCGCCAACUUCCAUGAUGUCACCACAGACAACAAACUUCUGAGGGUCUUCAAAGAUGGGACUGUCCUGUACAGUAUCAGGUUGACUCUUAUUCUGUCUUGUCCCAUGGAUCUGAAGAACUUUCCCAUGGACAUGCAGAUCUGUACCAUGCAACUGGAAAGCUUUGGCUACACCAUGAAUGACUUGAUCUUCGAGUGGGAGGAGAAGGACAAAAAUCCUGUCCAAGUGGCGGCAGGGCUGACCCUCCCCCAGUUCAUCAUGAGAGAUGAGAAGGAACUGGGUUACUGUACGAAAAGCUACAACACCGGUAAAUUCACCUGCAUUGAGGUGAAGUUCCACCUGGAGAGACAGAUGGGAUACUACCUGAUCCAGAUGUACAUCCCCAGCCUCCUCAUCGUCAUCCUGUCCUGGGUCUCCUUCUGGAUCAACAUGGACGCCGCGCCCGCCAGGGUGGCCCUGGGAAUCACCACCGUGCUCACCAUGACGACCCAGAGUUCCGGCUCGCGAGCCUCCCUCCCCAAGGUGUCCUAUGUGAAGGCCAUUGAUAUCUGGAUGGCCGUAUGUCUCCUGUUUGUAUUUGCUGCGCUACUGGAAUACGCUGGCGUUAACUUUGUCUCCAGGCAACAGAAGGAGUUCCUUCGCUUGAGGCGAAGACAGAGGCGGACUCACAAGGACGAGGACAUGAGGGACGGCCGCUUCAGCUUCUCUGGAUACGACAUGACCCAGUGUCUGAAGGACGGGACAGCUGUUAAAAGCGCUGCAUCAAACCCCGUGGCGGCGGUACCAACGCUGAAAGAGAUCGAGAUAAUACGGAAGAGGUUUGUGGACAGGGCAAAGAGGAUCGACACGGUGUCCCGGGCGGCCUUCCCUUUGGCCUUCCUCCUCUUCAACAUCUUCUACUGGAUUACUUACAAGGUCAUCAGGCAUGAGGACAUUGGCAUGCAGUCAGGGUAGUGUUAGGACCAAUCAGGGUGGGAGGAAGGCCCAGCAGGAUUUACCUAUGGAACAGCCUUCUCUUUCCAUUCCCCUCUCUCUCUUUCUCUCUCUCUCUCUCUCCCUCUCUCUCUCUCUCUCUCUCUCUCUGACUGAGAGAUGAUUGGACAGCAUCAUUGAGACUACCAUUUUUGUUACGACUGUGCAUCGAGGAGAAGCACAUUGAUGUUGUGGGUGGCGGUGUUCUAUCAGGGACAAUUGAUAGGUGUUAACGCGCAUUCUAAUAGACUGACGGACGCACACGUUUCGGAGAGAAAACAAGUAAACAUCUACAGUGCAAACACAUAAGUAAAAAGUUGGUGAGGCACAGAUAUAUGUCUUAGAUGUGUCCCUAUUAGCUAACGCAACCAGGACAUUCCACUGGGUUGAAACUUCAUGGAUUUGUAUCUGCAGUAGUCUGGGCGUUAGUUAAGGUUAGACUUUUGUGUGGUGAAAAAAAUGUUUUAUAUGAAGGCUGAUUUGAGCAGUUUAAUACGAUUUGCACUGCAGUUCCUCACUGUUUCUACAAGCAGCAGUUCUUCCAUUUAUUAAGACGCGAGCUCAAUGUGUACACACACACUCCAGUAAGGCCAACAUGUGUGUUUGGAGAUGAAAUCUAGAUUGAACAUUGGAUACUGCAUUUUUAUGAGCUACCCAAGGCCUUCAAUAUCAUGCAUUUUUAGAUAUCAUAUGCUUCCUUAUCUUUCACAAAGCAGUUUCUCUUUUUGCUCAGCUGUCUGACAGAAACAAAUGCACAUUUAUUUAAAUCAGCUAAAUUUUGCAUGAAGGUGGUUUGUAUUUUUCUCUUCCCUUCAAUGUUCUGAAGUAAUAUUAUUAUUACAAACAUAUGUUAUCCAAUGUUUUUUCCAUUAUAUUGCUAUUCUUAAACGUCAUGUUUUGCAUUUAAUUUACCUGUUUAUCUAUUCUUAAAUAUGCCACACAUGGUACCGACAAAGUACUGACCCAUAGACAAUACCCCAUCACUCAGUAAACCCGUUUUCCAAUUAAUUUGUUUGUAUCACAAGAUAAAUAUUCCGGGUAGACUUGAAUUUAGAGUUGGGGUGUACGUUUUUGUAGAUUUAACUGUAGUGAAAUCUUCAUUGUUAUUGGCAGAUGUUUCUAAAAAAAAAAAAACUGAUUUUUAUUCUUCUUGUUGAGAUUCUUCUGAGGACGGUUGAAUGCAUCCCCUCACUUCCACACCGCAGUGCCCUCUUUGGGCAGUAUGUAUUACAGUUGGCAUUGUAUACUAUACAGUAUUGCAAUUAUGACGGAUCUCCCCAUAACACAAUGGUAUACGGCAGCUAUUGGUCUUUGCACUCCUGGCCUAAUAAGGAAAGUAUUUUCUUGAACGCUGUUUAUGAAAAAGGUUGUUUACCAAACUGUACAUCAAUAAAGUUGA